AUGCGGAGGGCAUGGACUCCUCCCAGCCAGGGCAACAACAUGCAAGGUGUCCUGGCUCACCGCACUCAUAGCAGCACCUCAGAUCUAGGUCCAGCAGUGGAUGUUGUCGUCGGUUUGGGUCACCCUCCCGCUUCACGGCCGGUUCUAUCCGGGCCCCCUUCAGCCCCUCUCCUCUCUGUGCUUUUCUCCCUCCUCCCCGAGACCACUCUCUUCAUCCGGGCCUCUUUUAGCAGGUCCUGGGUGUUGUGUGUCAGGGUGCCCAGCCAGCCCGUGUACUCCCAGCAGCGGGAGGCAACAUUGCUGCACCUGAGCCCAAUCCAGCCUGCUCUCUCCCCGGCCCAGUCUCCCCUCCUCUGCCCUCCCUCCCAGCUCCUCUUGACCUCCACGGCCCUCCAGAAGUCAGUGCUGCCCUCCCCUCUACUCCAAUCACAGCCCUCUCCAGGAGAGACUGAUCAAUUCGCCCUCCAUUUUGGCUCCCCGGGCCAGCUGGGCCUGCCUGAGUCCUUCAACAAGGAGUCACUUGUCUCCAGAGUGAAGUUGAGCCAGUCCUCGUCCAGGUCAGAGAUGUCAUCGACCCGAGUGGAGGUGGUCAACCCGGCAGCCCUGACAACCGCACUGGAGAAAACCCCAUACUCUGAGCGAAGGCACAAGCUGGAUCAACGCAGCUUUCACCUGUCAGGUCCCUGCACCGGGCACAAGCGCCACAACUCCCGCCCCUCGUCCAGUAACUCGGAGGAGGAGGGAAAGAGCGGCACACGAAGAGGGAGGCAGGCGGUCAAGAUGAGGCCAAGGAAACUGUUUAAACCCACAGCCAAGCCCAACCUCCACGCUCAGGCCCAGGCAUGGGAGGAACAGAGCAGCUCUGACGAAGAGGAGGAAGAGGAGAAGAAAGGAAAUGGAACAAAGGACAGGGCCUCGCUGGCAACCACGAAAAUAUAUCACCACAUCCAGAGCAGCAAGAGCGCUCGUGACACAGUCAUGGACGUUUCUCCGGAGGGGGACCUGAGCCGGGUGGUGUCGUCCCACAUGGUGACGUCAUCCAGUUGGGAGGCCGACGUGGAGGCAGAGGUGGAGGGUGAGCUGGGUCGCUCCCCUCACGACAUGGGCGACAUGUGUCGCCAGUUCAGCUCCGAGCUCCAGAGGAAAUUCCAGAAUCGCUCCAGACGUAUGGAGCUGUACACCAAGCAGUCUCUGAAGACCGUCCAGCAGCACGUCUCUUCCAUCAGCAUGAGAGUUCAAAACUACAGGUCUCAGAAGCUGGAACAGGUCAGGGGUGUUCUGCUGAAGGAGAUCAACAACUUGGAGGAGGAUGAAUCCACUCUAAAGAACAUGGAGAAGGAACUGACUACAUACUGGAGGAAGCAGUCUGUGGCUUUCCAUUCCUACCAGGAGAAAGAGACUAGAAGACUGCAGAGCCUCAAGAGUACCUUUCAGACCGAUGUGUGUCACAGCCUGGAGUACGAGGAGAGGAUCUUCACCUCUCAGAUGUGCCUGAUGAGGAAAGACAUGAAGUCAGUUCAGGACAGACUCUUCAAGGAAAUGCAAGACGAGGAGAUAAUGAGUGUGAGGAGAGGACUACAGGCUCUUUUCCUGCCAGAGGGACCAAGAUUUUAAACCCAAAUCAAGUACCUCUGCACAUUUAUAAGAUAUGUUUUGUGUUCUGUGAAGUUUGCCCGUCAUUCUACAUUAGCUGUAAUCAAAUUUAAUAUAUUAAGCAUAAGUUAAAGAAAUAUAUAUACAUGCCUUAUUUUUAAAAAAAUAUCAAAUGUGAAUUUAUAUUAACAUUUUUUUAUCAGAUCAUUUUUGUAUUUUUGCAGUGAUGUUUGACACUAACUUUAUAGUUUUAACUGUCUCUCCAUAAGAGUAGUAUUUUCAAUAUAAAUAAUGCAUUUCUGUGAACAUUGUUUGAAUGGCAUUUUAUCUGUACAAGGUUGCCUGCUAUUUGUUUGCUGUUAAGGUCGCCUAAGUUUAUUAAACUUUUUA
Messenger RNA from Oncorhynchus masou masou (cherry salmon), 1983 nucleotides. RefSeq names its product synaptonemal complex protein 2 (gene sycp2). The transcript has 13 exons. The coding region runs from base 1 to 1614 and encodes 537 amino acids. The record is from RefSeq and is a predicted model, not a curated record. Lineage: Eukaryota; Metazoa; Chordata; Actinopteri; Salmoniformes; Salmonidae.